Messenger RNA from Paramecium octaurelia, 2847 nucleotides. NCBI's taxonomy places the organism in Eukaryota, Ciliophora, Oligohymenophorea, Peniculida, Parameciidae. The record is from the annotation of a GenBank genome assembly.
AAAUAAUGAGUAAUCAUUCUAAGAGAUCAACUCUCAUGAAAUGUAAUACUAUGAAGGCACCGAAAUAAUUGAGAAAAGCCAAAUCUUUUUAUUCUCAGGCUGAAACCUUCCAACUUAGUAACCAAGUUGAUGGAACUGAUGAAAAACUGAAGUAAUUUUGACAAUAAUAAAUAGGAAAUUAGAGUAAUCAUUCCAUAACCAAUCGGAUUAUAAGAUUAUGCAAUCUUAAACUAGAUUUAAUAAGACUUUGUCAGUUCAUAAGAAAAACAAUAUUGUUGCAGAGACUAUUAUCCCAGAAUGGUUGAAAUCUAGGAAGGAUUUUCAAUAAAUUUGUUAUACAGAGACUAUAAAUGAUUUAUUGUCUGUUCCCAAGAUAAUUUUGAAAUAGCAAAGAAACACAAUUGAAGAUUAAAAGAUAAAAGAUUGGAUUCAAAAUAAAGUUUAUGGAUUACCUGAUGAACUUUAUAAGGAUAUCACCUAAAUUAUGACUACCAGAGUUUUUGCAUUUGAAGAGAUCUUUGAUGUCGAUCACAACAUCACUGUCUUGUACGAGGGCAAAGUCUAGAGGGUCAAUAAAGAUCUAGGCUUCCCUAUUAAUGGUCCUCCCAUUAAAGUGGGCGAAUUCUUGAGUGAUGAAUAUCUCUACAUGGUUAAGACUGAUGUUAUAAUUGUAGAAAUACCAAAGAUUGAAUUGAUGCAACUCAUGGAUGGAUUCAAAAUUUCAAAAUUAGAAUAAUUUGUAUAACAAAUGAAGCAAUUUCCUGCUUUCAAAUCUAUCAAGAAAAAUAGCUUACACAAAAUCAUUACGAGAGGGCAAUUGCAACUAAUCAUCAAGAAUUACUAAAGGUUUUAAAGGGCUUCGAAUCAGGAGUACUUAAACAUUCUCUUCUAUGGCAAAUUACAAUUGAAUCUACGAAAACUCAUCAGCAAAAUGAAUAAAUGGCCCAUUGCUUAAAAUUAGUGGGAAACCAAAACCUAUUAUUAAUAUCAGGAUAGGAUUUUAGAACUAGAAUCUCUCAAUUGCUUUGGACUCACAGAUGACUAAUACACUAUAUCGACAAAGGAGAGUUGUGUACUAUUGUAAAUUAGAAGAAAUAUUUUAGAAACAAGUAUUAAUGCAAGAGAUUAACAUAGUUCUGACAACAGAAUAGAUAAAUGAUUUGAAAUAAUCAAUUGAUAUAUUCAAGAAGGAAUCUAAAAGUCAAUGGAGAGAACGAAUGAGAAGAAAGUUUGAUUUGGAAAUCAUUCAACAGAAACUACGCAUGGAAAAAGUAAUGAUUGCUUUGCUAAAUAAUUGAUUAUAUAAUUUUAAUGUCUUUUUAAAUAUAACAUUAUGUUAUAGGUAACAAUUAUAAUUUUGAAUAAGAUUAGUUAAUGGGAAAUGGUAAAUAUGGCAAAAUUGUGAUGGCUAAACAUUAACUAGUUCAUGAAAAAGUCUGCAUCAAAAUAUUGGAGAAAAAGAAUCUCAAAUUUAAUCAAGAUUUCGAAAAUCUUGAAAACGAAAUUCACAUACUCAGACAAAUUAAUCAUCAGAAUGUAAUCCAUUUAUAUGAAGUAAUCUUAAUCCAGUUAAAUAGAUCUUGGAAUCCACUUAAAAUAUUUACAUGAUAUUUGAAUAUGGCGAAGGAAAUGACUUGAAACAUAGAUUAAACUAAUGUCAAAAGUAUCAUAAAUAUCAUAUAUUGAUUUUCAGAAGCCGAAUCAUUAAUAUAUUUGUAGCAAAUAGCCAAAGGAGUUUCCUAUCUCCAUGAAAAUAACAUAGUUCAUUGUAAACUGAGAUUAGGGAAUAUCGUACUCUAAAAUGGAAGGCCUAAGAUCAUUGAUUUUAGCGAUUCCAUAAAGAUCGACAAACAAAGGGAUAAAGAUUAUUCUAUAAUUAAAUUACCAUAUUAAUCUCCAGAAAUGUUAAACUCGCUCUAUUAUGAAUUUGAUGGUGAACAAUAUGAUAUCUGGUGUUUGGGGCUAAUUCUUUAUUAAAUGUUAUAAGGGCAACUACCAUUUGAUAACACAACUAAUAAUAAUGAUUUAAAGAGUAAAAUUAAGAAAUCAAAAUUUUAAAUUAAUUAUCCUAUUUCUUAAUAGGUUUGUUAAUUGUUAGAAGCAAUGCUUAAUGCUGAUCCUAAUAAAAGAAUUAAACUUAAUGACUUAAAUAGUUACCUAGGCACUUAAAAUCUACAAUUUGAGGAUGAUUAUUUGAAAGUUCCCAUUGAUAUACCGAUGCAUGUGAUAAUUUAAGAAUUGGAAAAUUACCAAAUAGAAACAGUUAAUUUAUUUCAAUUAUUGGAAUAGAAUAAACAUUGUACAUUGACUACAUGUUAUUAUUUAAUAAAAAAUAAAUUAAUGAAAUUGGCUAAACUGAAAAAAGUUAAAUUAAAUCUAAUGAAUUUCGAAAAUAGUAAAUUUAAUUUUAUGACAACCUUAAGAAACAGUCUAUAAUUCGCAACAAACAAGUGUAGAAUUUAUUAGAAUGCCACAAGAGUCCAUACUGAAAAUAAUAAAAAUAAAUCUGAAAGCUUCUCUUAAAAUUUAUAUCAAUAUAAAUCGUUGAGUAGAACAAAUAAUAGGAAGGUUUCAAUAGUGAAAUAGCCUGAACAGAGUCCAAAAUAAUUAUAAACUUAAAAUUCGUUCUUUCCUUCCUAAAAUUCUCCUCAUAUUGAUUAAUAUAAUAACAAUAUUCACAAAGGUAGUUACAAUCAAAAUUUAAAUAGAUAAGAAAUAAUUAGUGAUAAUUAUUCUAUAUAGUAAGAUAAAUAGCAACAAAGAAUAAGGAAUGCGUUGUUUCCUAAUAAAAACUUCAUAAUAUAGGACAAAAAUAAAAAAAGGAGAUCAACCUCAUAAAAAAUUUGA